GAGGGAGGUCUUAAGACAGUGUGAUCCAUCGGUACCGGUCUCUUUGUUCAUAUUUCAGCUUCCUCUUUCUCUCACACCCUCACACAUAUCCUUUCAUACACACACACACACACACACAUACACACGCAAAUGCACACACUUCUUGUCUCGGAUUGAAUCUGAGCACAGAACAACCUUCUCUAUUUGGUUUUAAAGAAUGCCAGUGUGGGGGCUUGGAGGGUCCAUUCUGUUCAUGCUACCUGUUCUUCUUUUCGGUGUGUGGGCAGUGCAUGUGGCAUGCUCCUCGGGUCCUCCCCCGGCUCCGGACUUGCUGCCCGUGCCUGGGUGCGGCUCGGGCAUGACCCUGCGGUGCCGCGCCCCGCACGGCCACUUGAGCCUCCAUUUUCGCCUGUACCGUGUGCAUGAGCUGGUGGACUCUGUGUCGUAUGAAACCCCUCAACCACAGGCUGAGUUUGUGCUCCAGGGCGGCACUGUGGAGCCAGGGAGUCUGUACUGUUGUCAGUAUGGGAACAGCAUGUUCAGCAUCUACACUCGCAUCAAAGCCCCACCAUGUCCCAUCAUGCCCCCUGGGCCGCCUCAUCUCUCAGUGACGCCCCCUGCUGGCCGUGUCCUGCCCGGUCAGGUGCUGGAGUUCCAGUGCCAGACUCCUCCCUCUGUUCCUGCUCCUGUGGCCUUUUUGCUGCUGAGGCAGCUAGCGGGACCUCAGGAUCCAGCAGCACAACAGAGACACGUGGUGGGCCAGUCCGCCUCACCCCGAUUCCAGGUGGGUCCGGUGGGCCAGGGCGAGGAGGGCAUUUAUACCUGCCUCUACCGGAUCGACAUGCAGGAGGGAGUUCAGGACUCUGUCCCCAGUUCACCUGUGUCCAUCAUUUUAGCAGCACACCUCCCAGUGCCACAGCUGUCUCAGGAGAAGGAAGGGGUGCUGGUGUGCAUGGGGUCUCCCUCCUACCCUGGGGCCAUCUUCUCUCUGUUUCCCCAAGGCACUCCAUCACCUGUGGCAACACUCACCGCCCCUGUGAUUAAGCACAGUGCUCAGUUUUCAAUGCCAGAUCUACAGAGGGAAAGGGGCGUGUACCAGUGUCAGUACAGCGUGCUGCUGGGUAAAGACUGGGCUCACUCUGAGCGCAGCGCCCCCCUCACUGUUUCCUGUACGACAGGGUCUCCAUCCUACGGCAUUUUCCCAAAAGACAAAACACACCGCCACACAGCAGGGCGAGCCCACCUGGCACUGGUCAUCGGCUCCAUCUCAGCCGCCCUGCUCUUCUUGCUUGUGCUGAUUAUACUGGGCUUCACCAUGUACAAACACGCUAAAGCAGCAGCUAUGAAACAUCAGCAGAGGGAACCAGAUCUGUUUUGUUUACACUCUGAGAACCAUACCGUAGAUCUCACUCUGCGUCCACUCUCCAUCAACACAAUGGGAUUUGGAUCAGAAAAUGGAAGAUGUUCUGUCUCAGAGCCCAUCUAUGAUUAUCCACUAUCUACAUUUACCAAACCUCAGUACAACUGAGUCUCUGUCUCUCUCUGUAUUUACAUUUACCUGAUACUUUUAUACAAAGCAACUUACAAUUAUGAGUGUGUAUAACUACAGCAAUUGAGGGUUAAGGGUCUUGCUCAGGGGCCCAACAGUGGCAGGAUUCAAACCAGUGACCUUAUGAUUACAAGUCAAGUACCUUAACCACUGAGCUACCACUGCACCUAUAGGAAACUAACUCACCAGAGAAUGGAUUGUGUUAUUUGGGACAGAAUCUGCAAUGAAGGACGCCUACAGAGUCUUGAAGUGGGUGGAGCAUGCAGAUAGUGCAGCUGGGAAGAGACAUUAGAGCAUUUAGGUGGAGCUGGACACUGGCCACUCCCCUUGUCUGGUUAUUUCCACUAGCAUGCAAAACUCCCAUGCCUUGGACCAAAGACAAACUGCAAGUAGUUCUUCCAUAGAAGGACAUCAUAUCUGAGGAAUCCAAUAAGGAAAGAAGAACAUGACCUGAAGUGAUAAUGAUGUAUAUCAUUAUAGACCAGCAGUGUUCAGUUUGUGUUACAGUGUUCUAAGCAGUGUUCAGUAUGUGCUAGUGUUCCAAGCAGUGUUCAGUAUGUGCUACAUUGUUCUAAGCAGUGUUCAGUAUGUGCUACACUGUUAUAAGCAGUGUUCAGUAUGUGCUAGUGUUCUAAGCAGUGUUCAGUAUGUGCUACAGUGUUCCAAGCAGUGUUCAGUCUGUGCUACACUGUUAUAAGCAGUGUUCAUUAUGUGCUGCAGUGUUCAGCCCUUGGGGGCUUUGAGAUUUCUCUGUUAAACACAUAAAAGCAGAAGGGACUUUUUGCGGGGAAUUUAAGCAAUGAAAGCCCAUUCUAGUGUC
This is a messenger RNA of Electrophorus electricus (electric eel), 2348 nucleotides long. RefSeq lists its product as uncharacterized. Gene Ontology annotation, biological process: immune response-regulating signaling pathway. The record is from RefSeq and is a predicted model, not a curated record. NCBI's taxonomy places the organism in Eukaryota, Metazoa, Chordata, Actinopteri, Gymnotiformes, Gymnotidae.